Messenger RNA from Linepithema humile (Argentine ant), 8088 nucleotides. RefSeq names its product serine/threonine-protein kinase msn (gene msn). The record is from RefSeq and is a predicted model, not a curated record. Gene Ontology annotation, biological process: protein phosphorylation. Lineage: Eukaryota; Metazoa; Arthropoda; Insecta; Hymenoptera; Formicidae. Gene Ontology annotation, molecular function: protein kinase activity; ATP binding.
UACAAAGACGGAUAAACGGAGGCAGUGGAUGGCACGCUCGAGGUGCGUCAAAGCUUGAGAAAGAAAGAAAAACAGAGAGAAAGAGAGAGAAAGGGAAAAGAGGCGUGCGCGAUUCGCGGCCGUGGCGGUGCACAGUGGUGCAGUCGUCGACGGGCGGAAAAGACAGGACAUAGUGUGUGGGCUCGGCUCGGAUUCUCCCGCAUCCAUUAUGAUACAGUAAUCUCCUGCAGCGCUAGGCGCUUUGCGUCUCCGGCACAUUCGUUGUCUCUUCUAUCAGGCAGAGACGGAAAGCAAGAGAGAGAGAGGGGGCGAGAGAGAGGGAGUACGUGUUAAAUCGAACUCUUGACGCACCCUUCGCGUUCGUGUGUGAGAAAAAAAGUCAAGAGAGGAAACGAAACGCGCGAUGGAGGCGCGACGCUGCUGUCCGGUUUGACCGCUAGACGGCCCUCCGGUGUAUCUCUGCUCGUUGGAUCGGCAGACUUGUUAGGUGUGUUCGCGCGCGCCAUGUGCCGUGCCGUCAUCACCGUUCCGCGUGUGUUUCCUCCUUGUGGAUCAUCGUCGCACGUAUCAUCCGCGGUUCGAUAAGCGCUCGCCGCGUUAGCCACGCGCUAGUUCGUCAUCCGCGAUUCAUCCCGGAUUAGUGUGCUUCAUUUAUCGGUGCUUCGCGAGAUCCUCUGUGUUCUGUUCUGUUGGUGUUGGUGCGAGGAGUGAAUCGAGUUGCGCACUUUUCCUUUUCUCCACCCUUGUAUUUUUGUCCGCGAGUGUGUCUCGCGCGAGUGACAAGCCAUAGUGAAAAGCGCGAAGAAGGGAGAAACAGAAAGAUAGAAAGGAAGUAGCAGUCGAAGAAGAGAAAAAAAAGAGCAAGAGCGCAUAGCAGAAUCGCUCGUCGGUGUUUCGGUGAGCUUCACAAACGAGCGAGCGUGCAAGAGAGAUAACACGAGUGGCGUAUCAAGAUGGCGCAUAAUUUGGCACCGAGCGUCAACUGCUCGCUCGACGACAUUGACCUGAACGCGCUGAAGGAGCCCGCUGGAAUUUUUGAGCUGAUAGAAGUAGUCGGCAAUGGAACAUACGGCCAAGUUUACAAAGGUCGGCACACCAAGACCGGUCAGCUGGCGGCCAUCAAGGUCAUGGACGUCACAGAGGAUGAAGAGGAAGAAAUUAAGUUGGAAAUAAACGUACUCAAGCGGUACUCAAAUCAUAGGAAUAUAGCCACGUAUUACGGUGCCUUCGUAAAGAAGUCAUCACCCGGCAAAGACGAUCAAUUAUGGCUGGUUAUGGAGUAUUGCGGAGCAGGCUCCGUUACGGAUCUUGUCAAGUCAACGAAGGGUCAGAGCUUGAAAGAGGAAUGGAUAGCCUAUAUUUCGCGAGAAAUUCUGAGAGGACUUAGUUAUCUUCAUAGCAAUAAAGUUAUCCACAGGGAUAUUAAGGGACAAAAUGUCUUACUGACUGAUAAUGCGGAGGUCAAACUCGUUGAUUUCGGCGUUAGCGCACAAUUGGACAGAACGAUAGGUAGAAGAAACACGUUCAUUGGCACACCUUACUGGAUGGCUCCAGAAGUUAUCGCUUGCGACGAGAAUCCAGACGCGACUUACGACAAUAGAAGUGACCUUUGGUCGCUCGGAAUUACCGCUUUAGAAAUGGCUGAAUCACAACCUCCUCUCUGCGAUCUGCAUCCCAUGAGAGCCUUGUUUCUGAUUCCUCGCAAUCCACCGCCGCGGCUCAAGUCGAAGAAAUGGGCGAAAAAGUUUCACGGAUUUAUCGAAACGGUGCUGGUAAAGGAUUAUCAUCAAAGACCUUACACAGAACAGCUCCUUAAACAUCCGUUUAUACGGGACCAACCUACGGAAAGACAAGUCAGAAUACAGCUUAAAGAUCACAUUGAUCGCUGUAAAAAGCGCAAACAGGAGAAAGAACGAGACGACUAUCGAUACAGCGGCAGCGAGAACGAAGAGGAUGAACCGGCAUUGGCAGGCGAGCCAUCGUCUAUAGUUCAAGCACCUGGUGGUGAUACGUUGCGUCGUAACUUCCAACAAAUCCAGGAGGGUAGGACUUUGACGCAGGACGUGCCUCCUCAAGCACCCGCCGCUAAGGAGAAGCCAGGAAGCAGAUCUCAAAGGGAAGUGCCGGAACCAGGACCACCCGCGAGACCCGCUAUACCGCACAGACUUAUAGUUGUGCCAGAUCCACAACCACCGUCUCGCCCAUUGCCUCCGACACCUCGGGACGAUCCUCGGCAACCGCACAAAGUAUCCACACCGCCUUCUAAUCAUCAAACACCUGCCGGAGGAGGUAGCGGAGGAUCCGGAGGGCAGCCCGCGCCUCAAAGGAACAGUGUCUUCAAGCCUAUGCUGCCGCCGAAGAAACCUGAGGACAUGGAGAUACUGGCUGCUCAACUCAUCGAGCUUGGUGUGUCACAGGGCCCCGAGGCCCCGCCCAGGCCAAACAGGCAGCAUAAGGGCCCUGCAGUCUCGUCUACAUCGAAUUCGGUGCAGCCUGCAGGUGGUAACGAUCAGAACAACAAACAGAUGCCGCAAUCUUCCAGUAUUCUCGAUCAAGCCCUGUCGAUCGAGAGCGAUAGCGACGACGAUGAUGACGCUGGAGGGAACAACUUGAGGAACGACGGUACUUUACUCGCUAGCGAUCCACCGAAGCCGCUUCCCGAAUUUUCUCCUUUCAGACCGUCGUCGGACUCGUCAUCGUCAUCUUCGCACACCGUUCAAAACUCCCAUCAUGAGGAUAAGCCGAAAGGAGGAGCACCGAAUCGUCCGCUCCCGCCAACCCCCGAUGAGGAAGAAUCGGGUGAUCGUACGCUAGUCAUGAAACGAAAACUUAAUCAGAUGUCAGACGAUCGUGCCACGGCUAGCGGCAAUCGACGUUCAGAGAUAGAUGAGCAGCUCCUCCUGAAGGAGUGGGAUUUCACCCGCUUCUUUCAGGGUUUUAACGAAAAGUUGGAUAAAAUAAAACAGGAGCAUCAGCAAGAAGCGGCCGCCGGUCAAGCGAGCAAGUCCGGGUCCAACGAGGAUCGCUCCUCAUCGUCUAGCGAAAGAACACUCAAGAGACAGGAGCAGCUAGCCCGACGGAAACACGAGCAACAGCAGCACCAUCAAAAGCAACAGCAAUUGAAGCCGGUUCACAGGCGGCAAGAGAGCGAUUCGAAAUUGGGCAACGCGUCGAGCGCGUUCGCGCGCGCCUUCCGCCGCGAGAAUUCGGAUUUUUUCCCAUCUGCGAGACACUCGGCGUACCUGCAGAAGUCAUCGGAUUCCUCGAGGUCCAGUAUAUUCGCCAGCGGCAAUCGGCGCGGAAGUGAGAUAAGCGUCGCCGGUAUUGUUGGUAAGAAGUGCGGCGUCCACAGCUCCGGGGAGCCGAUUCUAACGGAUUUCUCGUUGAACCGCGAGGGGCCGCAGAGGCCCAGGAGAGAAAAGACCGAGAGCGAGAUCGUCUUUGGUAAUAGGCACGAGGCGAGGAGGUACGAUUUCGGACGCGAUAAAGACGAGACCGCAAGAAGACGCAGUUGUAGACCCCCGGACGCUACGGCCUCCGCCGUAAUCGACGAUGCGGGAACGAUUAAGUCCACGGCCAGUACGACGGCCAGCGAGUACAGCCCUAUUGUCACCCAGAAUCGCGAGGGUGAUCGUUCAAGAAGCGGCGGAGGUGAUUUCCAGAGGUCCGAUUCGUCUCCUGGCUCACGACCCAGUUCGGUCUUACCAGAUCUUUUGACUUCUUCGCCGGGCCAGCGACAGGACAAGUCAACUAGCGAGGAGUAUCGACAAGCCGUAAAAUCACCCCCUCCGUUUGCGCUUCAACAGAAGCAGAGGUCUUUCCUGACUUUCGGAUUCGGCGCCGGUCCAGCGAGGAGGGAGUCUCACGUGAACGUUAACGUGACUCCGACUAGCCACGAUUUAGCGUCGGAUACGCCGGAGAUACGCAAAUACAAGAAGCGUUUUAACAGCGAGAUACUCUGCGCCGCGUUAUGGGGAGUGAAUCUGUUAAUCGGAACCGAGAACGGUUUGAUGUUAUUGGACAGGAGUGGACAGGGUAAGGUCUACCAGUUGAUCAGCAGAAGACGUUUUCAACAAAUGGAAGUUCUCGAAGGCCAAAAUAUUCUGGUUACGAUCAGCGGUAAGAAAAACAGAGUGCGCGUUUACUAUCUUUCUUGGUUGAAGAGCAAGAUUCUGCGAACGGAUGGUCAUAGUGACCAAGUCGAACGGCGUAACGGUUGGAUUAACGUGGGCGAUCUGCAAGGCGCUGUGCAUUUUAAAAUAGUGAAAUACGAGAGGAUAAAGUUCCUCGUGAUCGCGUUGAAAGAUUCCAUAGAGAUUUACGCCUGGGCGCCAAAGCCGUAUCACAAAUUUAUGGCUUUCAAGUCUUUCGGCGAACUCGCGCACAGACCGCUAUUGGUGGAUCUUACCGUCGAAGAGGGUACAAGGUUAAAGGUUAUUUAUGGUAGCGCGGACGGCUUUCACGCAGUUGACUUGGAUUCCGCCACGGUUUAUGACAUAUAUUUACCCAAACAUACUCAAGGACCCAUUUGUCCGCACUGUAUAGUAGCGUUGCCUAAUAGCAACGGCAUGCAGUUGCUACUCUGCUACGAUAAUGAGGGCGUAUACGUAAAUACUUACGGCAGAGUGUCGAAAACGAUGGUUCUUCAAUGGGGCGAGAUGCCGACAAGCGUCGCAUACAUCGGCACGGGGCAGAUUAUGGGCUGGGGCAACAAGGCGAUCGAGAUCAGAAGUGUAGAGAGCGGUCACCUCGACGGUGUUUUCAUGCAUAAGAAGGCUCAACGACUCAAGUUCCUUUGCGAACGUAACGAUAAGGUAUUCUUCUCGUCAGCGAAGGGUGGUAGUUCGUGCCAGAUUUAUUUCAUGACUCUAAACAAACCGGGCAUGGCCAACUGGUGAUCCCGAAUGAGGCCGCAUCUGGCCCCACGAGUACCCUCGCGAUUAUCGCCGCCGCAUAAUCCGCCGCGUGUAUCGGGAUACACAGCAUCGGCGCGCACACUCGCCCGCCCUUCACUGCCAGGAUCUGGCGCCAUGGAGAUCAGGAAGUGCGUGCACCGUAGCCAGCAUCCUUAUCAACAACAGCAACAGCAUCGUCAACGUCAUCGUCACUAUCCUCAUCAUUAUCCGCGUAAUCUUUCGUACAACUAUAAUUAUGACUACGAAGAGGACGAAGAGUACGACGACAGAUUCCAACGAUACUCCCGGUUGCCCCUGCGAAAUACACCGGGCACGUUAACGUUUGUGAAUCUCUUCGUCAAGAGAUUCCUCUGUUUUUUCACUUGCUCGCCCUGCGGAUUGCGCAGCAGCGCGGCUUAAUGCGCUGAAAUGCAGAGCGAAUUUUUUCCCAAAAGUGCGCACGACAUAUUAUUGCACGCUGGUAAAUCGUAUUACAAGUGUUCUAUGUAUUUCUCUCCUUUUCCUUUGAAUAUAAAUUUGUCGCUUCAAUUACUACGAUAAGUAUCUGUACUUGUUUCGCGUUGGCAUGCUUACGUAAAUUACCUUAAUUGUCGAAGGAACCUUAAUAUUAAAACGGAACAAAGUGUAUUUUACUGUGCAUGAUGAAUAGCUAAUAAUUAAGAGUGUUUUAUACGGAGAAAAUGAUUUAGAAUGAUAUAAUAAAGCGUGAACUUCAUUUGUGCUGAAAUUUUCUAAAAAAUUCUGAGUAGAUACUCGUGAGAACAGUGCUGACGAAUUACCAGUGCCGCAAAGCCAAUCGAUUGUAACGCGCAACUAUUUUCAGUGUAAGAAAACUCGUGCAAUAUCGAUGAAUCGGUCUGUACAAAAAAAAGGAGACCUUAUUCUAAGAGACUUUCAUUACCUGAAGCGAGGUAAGAAAGCACUCCGGUAAUUAAAUUGUGAGUGUCGCGUAUAAAGAUCCGGAGAUCUCUCGAGGAAUAAAAGAAAGGGCUCGUACAGCGUUUACAAUCGUGAUUUUCUUUUUUCUCAAGGUUUGUUAAUUUUUCAGUGAAACGUUUUUGUGGUCUUGAUCCGUUAGAACACGUAUAGCGACGUUUUAAACUAAAGCGUACACACGUUACGGCAGACUGGUGCCACGGAUAUCGAUGACGACAUCGUUACAAUACGACGCGAUAUCAUGAUAAAAUUAGAAUUAAGUGAGAGUAAUUACUAACGUUAAUUAAUUGUAUAGUUAUAGAAACCGAGGGUUUUCUCCGCCGGCUCAUGUGCCAGCCGAGCGCGAUGACGAUGACGCUGACGCAAGAUGAAAUGACGUAGGCACUGGAUGAGUCGCAUUUUUACAAAUAAUAGAUUAAUUAUACCGUAGGGAUUUCGUGAUGCACGACGAGACGUGAGUAGCUAAGUUUCUUUUUUCCACGGUUCUUUCAAAUCUAAGUAACUCUUUUUACGUUUGAUACGCGCCCUGUACUAUGUAAUGCGAAAAAAAACCACAUCCGCACAACCUUUUUCGUCGUGAUGUCGUUUGUCGUGACGAACAACGUGGGCGAUAUAGUCUUCAGCUUUUGUAAGAAAUUUGUAAUUUAGCGAGACGACACGCACUAAGAGAGCAUCCUGCCUCUCCCUCUUCCUGCUCGUUCCUUGAUCGCGAAUCGCUGUUCCGCCUUCAAGCGUUUUAUUACAGUCUGAUCUCGUAAGCUGGAAGAUACUCCAUGCUUGAAUGGAAAAUCCUUGAUAAUUAUCAUGCCGCGAUUUCAUCGACGUCGGAUUAUCCACGACUGAUUUAAGCGGGUUUACGAUGCUAACAACUGGGUGAAAGAAUCAACUUCAACUUACGCCGAGUUUCUUCGUUCACGUUGUUCACGAUAUCGGAGUUCUAUCGAACACACGCGCAAUUAGUAUACGUAAUAUCUGCAGGGAUUUUAUCGAUACGAGUCACAUUAGAAAUCCUAGCGGGGCAAAUAUAUUUAAUUAACAUUACCAACGUGAUAUAGGAACAAGUGCGAUAAGAACGUUAAAACUAACUGUGCGAGUCAGAUUAUCCGCUAAACAUGAUUGAUUAUUCAUGCAACUGUGAAAAUCGGUAUUCGAGCGAGAACAAGACAAGCAGUGAGAAUAGUGGAUUUGUGAUGAGCAGUUAUCCUGAUUUUUUUUUUCUGCUUUUUCGGUGCGAUCAGACUGACAUAUCUUUGCUCGUCGUGCGCCUUCAAGCAAACGACUAAAAGUAAGAUCGAUCUUUGUCAAUAAUUAAAGUUACACUUUUAAUAAACGUCAUACAUGUAACACGAGCAAUUAGCGCGACAGAGCAAUCCAUCGAAGGAGCAAAAUCAAGUCACGUGAGAUUGUACUCAUUUAUUUAUUUUUACAUAAAUACAUGACGUGCUGCACGCGACACACGUUACACAUUUUUUACUUCGGUGGAUUUAGCGAACUUUUCGACAGUAUCGCGCUGCGAUCGUGAAAUUGCACACGUCGCGUUAUAAACAACGUGUAAAUUGUCGAAGUUGUCAGUUGGUAGUGUAUAGAUUAUGCUCGCGGCGAUACAUUUUUUAUACCAUUAACGAGAAGGCACAGGAAGGGGCGGAGCUCCGCAUAGUGCAACGAAAGACUGCUUUUUAAAUGGAAGAAAGCUUUUUAUCGCGCGAAGACGAAGAAAACGUGGGAUAUCGAACGAAAGAGGGGGAGAGAGAGUGCUAAGAGAGAACGGAAGAGUGUGAGAGAGAGAGAACGAGAACGAGCGAGAGAAAGCGAAUAAUUUUUGGCAAAAACUGCACUUUCGGGUGGUUAUUUACGAUUGGCAGGAAUUUGGAUAAUAUGAUAGUAACAUUAUUAUAUCUUAACUAGACCUGCGAACUAAUUUUAUACGAAAACUUCCCUUUUCUUUUCAUCCUUUUCUCUACUCUACUUCCCUUUUUAAUCUUAAGUUUUUUUUUCACGGUGUCUUUCCUUACCCUUUCUCUUACACAUUGUCUCCCAAAGAUAGUAAUGUUUUUUUUUUUUAAUAGUACAGAUAAUUAUAUUCACUGCAAUUUAUAUGGAUUGUAUUAUUACAAUUAUUCCUAUCAUUACGAACGUCACGAUCGUUAGACGCGAUGUACUAUGAUUACGAUUAUUAUUUUUAUUAUUGCUAUUCAUACUAUUGCUAAGGUCAAAUAUACGGACAUUCGUAAUUUCA